Molecule: messenger RNA, 1683 nt
Organism: Daldinia caldariorum
Lineage: Eukaryota; Fungi; Ascomycota; Sordariomycetes; Xylariales; Hypoxylaceae
Product: cytochrome P450
Exons: 3
Coding region: 1-1683 (560 amino acids)
Molecular function (GO): oxidoreductase activity, acting on paired donors, with incorporation or reduction of molecular oxygen; monooxygenase activity; heme binding
Source: RefSeq, a predicted model, not a curated record
AUGAGCCACCCUUUGGUGUUCUGCCUAUGGAUACUUUGCACUAGCUUUUUGACUUUGGGAUUCUGGUCUGUCGUCAGUAUUGUUCAAAAUGUUCGUCUUGCGCGAACCACGGGUCUACCCUUCGUGGUUUUACCGUUUUCGUUGCUCGGCGCACCAUGGCCGCUGGCCCAAUCCAUCGUGUUUUGGCACAAUGGCUACGAGCCGUUUGAACGACUCAAGACCGAAACUUUCUUAGCCGUCUCACCAGGCGGGCUCAUCCUUUACACGUGUGAUCCAGAUGUCAACUCGCGUCUCUAUCGCAAGGUCACAGGACCUUUCUUCUCCGAAAAUACCAUGUGCCGCGUCUUUGUUCACUCGGUAUCUGGAGCUAAGAUUCUUCUUGCUGCCCUGGUUCGCCCAGGUGCCUAUCGCCAACUACGAGCAAUGUCCGCAAGACUUUGUCUUCAUACACUAACUCGAAUGGCUUUCAGCUUCCAAACCGACGUCGACCUGACCCAGGCCCUGGCCUUCCAAGAUGAUAUACCAGAUGGUAAGACGCUGAGUUUCAGUCAGGCUUUACACGGGUUUGUGGAUUCCUUAGUCACGGUAUUCAUUGCUCCUCACUGGCUUUUACGUUUGUCCCCGUUUCGGUCCCACCGUCGUGCUGUCGCAUGCUACUCAGAGCUUGGAUCAUACAUGAACCAGCUCAAGCGGACUAGAGAGGACGAGUUCUCCGAGAAAUCCGUUCCUGGGUAUUCUUCGCACGAGGACCUCCUCGAUCUCCUCGUGCAAGCGGGUACAUCUUCUCAAGCCAAAGAAAGCCCCAGGUUGAGCAAUGCUCAAAUCAUCGGCCAGAUCUUUCUUUUCAUGUUCGCGGGACACGAAGCCAACGCCAACAUCCUUGUUUCUAUCGUCCUUCUUUUGGCAUGUCAUCCCGAAGUCCAGAAGGCGCUACAGCGCGACCUCGACAGUAUUCUUGGCGAUACAUCCCCAGACACAUGGUCGUAUGACGAACACUAUAGUGCGCUCAUGCACUCGACCGUUGGUGCGAUAAUCAACGAGACUCUCCGCCUCUUUACCGUUAUACCCGUCCUGCCAAAACAUGUCCCACCCGAGGGUCGCUGGCUCUCUAUCACCGUCAAGGACCAAUGUCAUCCACUGCCGCCGAACACAAUUGCCCUCAUCAACACGAGCGCAACUCAUCGGCAUCCAGAAUACUGGCUUAAUAAGCCAGCAACAAAAAAGGCAGACAAGCGGUCUUCUUGGAGGGAUAUCAGGAGCGACCCCCGUCAACGUCCCUACGCUGUGGUGGAUUUCGAUCCAUCAAGGUGGCUGGACCCCGGAAGCACGGAUGAAACAGGUGCCCAGGCAAAUUCGGCGAAUUUCCUAAAGCCUCGAGCUGGGACUUUCAUCCCCUUCUCCGAGGGCAGUCGCGGAUGCCUCGGGCGGCGAUUUGCACUAGUGGAAGUCUGUGCUGUGGUCGCGACGCUGUUCAAGACGCACUCGGUUGAGCUAGUGGCAGACACCCGAAAUGGCUCGGUUGGGGAGGAAGAAGCGUGGUUGGAAGCACGGCAAUGUGCUGCGCUCACGCUCUCCGAGGGAACCAAGUUUGGCACGAGCUUGCGGGUUGUGGACGUUGUACCUAUCAGAUUCGUUCCAAGAAAACCUCAAUCAAGUUGUCGCGUUGCUGAGGAACACGUGUAG